This is a messenger RNA of Ixodes scapularis (black-legged tick), 5058 nucleotides long. RefSeq lists its product as uncharacterized. NCBI's taxonomy places the organism in Eukaryota, Metazoa, Arthropoda, Arachnida, Ixodida, Ixodidae. The record is from RefSeq and is a predicted model, not a curated record. The transcript is spliced from 10 exons. Gene Ontology annotation, molecular function: interleukin-17 receptor activity. Bases 92 to 1726 code for a protein of 544 amino acids.
GUACGGAGUGACGGAGUCCGGAGUCUUGCUGGUCUUGCUCACUGUGGUCCAAGCUGAAGUCCGAGACUGUUAUCAGAUGUAACGGUUAUUUAUGGCUUCUUUGGACUCGAGACGCUCGCGCGGAAGCUUCGUGAACACCGGGAAAAUGACCUGCUUUUGGGCAGGCGUUUCACUACUGUUCUUAACUUUCAUCGGAAUCUCGGAAACUCGUAUCUCCCCCCCGUAUAACAUAACGUUUUGUAAUAAGAGCAUAGAAUUUCCCCAGACGGACUGUUCAUUUAUGCUCGGAGCUCCUCCCGGUUCCUGUGUUAUUCACCACACCAACAGUUGCAAGGUAUAUGGGUAUGAAUCCUGGAACCUGGCCCCGGAGCAUGAAGCAAAAUCUUUGGUCGAACUUGACUAUAGCAUUUCUUUGUCAACCUACGAAAAUUCUAACGAGCUAACAUUGAACGUCUCGAUUGAUACCCUUUCUAAAGAUGUACGAGGCUUCACAUUCAAUUUGUUGGAAUACAAAUUCCCAAAUAAGUUGACCUGGUACAACACCUGCCGCCUCUUUGAUUAUAGGGAAUUCUCAGCGGACCAACCGGUCAGCCUCUACUACGACUGCUACUACAAAAUUCAAGGGGAUUCUGACAACAAGUUCUUCUUGCUCACGGCACGUGGACUGCCAACAAAUAAUGUUGGCGUCUUUCACGUCACGCUUUCAACGUCUUCUCAUAAGCAAGGAGGAGAGACUCUGUGCAACUGGGAGAGCACGGUCAUGAUCCUGGAGCCAGCGCUUUCAAACGGCAAUGUGAUCGCCUUGUUUAGCACCGCAGAUGCAAGCUUAAACAUUUCCAAGUAUGACGUUGCUCUGUUCAAGCACGGGCCCUCAGGACAUGACCUGAUCAAUCGGCGCAUCGUCGUAGGUGACGUGCAAGAAGGUGUCAUGAACGUUGUGGAGUUUCCCAAAACGGACCGAGGAACAUACCACCUCGAGAUUCAUCCCAUCCAUCCGGAUUGGAAAGAUUCUUGUACAAUCACGAUGACAGACACCUUCGUCAUUUUCUCAGUCACUCACUUUGAGGUGAUACUUGUGGCCUCUCUCAUUGGUGCAAUCUUGGUUAUCAUAAUCGUGGCUGGUGCCGCCUUCUAUGUUUACGUCAAGAGGCGGAAGCCCGAGUCGACUCGCCAGUCGAGCGUGUUCCUGCUCUACUCGUACGACUCGGACGACCACUAUGCGAAGGUGUGCGCCCUGUACAAGUUCCUGACGGACGUGCCGGGGCUGGAGGUGGCCUUCGACGCGGCCGAGGCCAACGAGAUGGGGGUACCGCAUCUGUGGCUGACGAACCAGCUCCACAAUGUGGACCACGUCGUGCUGGUGGUGUCGGAGGGGGUCUACGACAAGGUGGAGAAGGGGAAGCGGCCGCCCCACGAACACCACCCCUGGGGGGACCAGGUGUACACCGCCGUCCUGGAGAUCAUACGCGACGAGCGGCUGCACAACAAGCUCAUCAAGGUGAUUAUGAACGGAACAUCCGACACUAAGGUGCCCACCUGCCUGUUCUCCAAGGGGAAGGCGUUCAAACUGCCGAAGCAGCUGGACCGCUUUGUUCAUUACAUCUUCAACGAAAAGUGCCGCUCCUCCCUGGAGUGCAUGGCCAAGCACUCGGACUGGCUGAACCCCGUGAGGGAGCGGACACUCGUCAGGGUGCUCAAGAGGCAGAGUUCCACAGAGCCCAGCUGAGCUUCGCCGGGGGCCUCGGCACACGCACAGAGAGUCAGCUUAUAUUAGUGAAUCCUCCAAGGAGUUUAGAAGACAGUGUGAAGUCACCCGCUAACAGGUGAUAUCAGCAAGGCAAGUUCUUGCUGCUCUGCAUGCACCAGCAUGCAUAUGCAACUGCCAGAACAUCCAUUCUCAACUGCACGAAUAAUGUUCUCAUUGUGCCUUCUAAGGCCUUCCUUUUCUUUCCCUUUUAAUUUUUUAUGCUUGUUUACAAGCAGAAGCAUCAUUCAGCUGCUAGCAUGGAUUCUAGGUUUUAUGUUCCAUCUGUUUAAGCUUUCAAUUUGAUGUUCACUGAUACAAGUUAUUAAUAGAGAUGAAGAUGCAUGUGAAAAGGAGCAGAACUUCCGUUUGGUUUUGCAGAACCAAAUAGUCACUCUGCUUUGUUAUGAAGCUAUUUUGCAUGAAAAUUUUGUACAUAUUGCAUCUGCAAUGCGAGUGCAUCUUGCUCACACUUACAAAUUUUUUAAUGAAAAGCUGUCAUCUUUUUACUGUCCUCUUUAGUUGCUGAGAAGAUAAGGGAGGCCUCUUUUGAACAAACCUGGGAAUAGUACAAUUGACAUUAACACAAAAGCAGCAUUUCAUGUUUUUUGAUACAAGCUCAUACAAUAGACCAUUUGCUAAAUCCCCCAGGCGCCCCAGCCUGCACUCAAGGAAUCAUGGGAACGGUGUUCCUUCAAUCAAUCAAAUCAAGUUUAUUUCCAGAAACUCUGGCGGGAAAGCCCAUACAAAAAGCUAUUAAAAACAGCUUCACUUUACAUUGGCAGCAGCAACAAAUCAAGAACACAUAAAAGUUAUACACUGCUAAAAAAGUACAAACAAAGGGCUCUCUUACUUUUUUUGUUUUUAUUUAUAUUGUUUGCGAUACACUUGUUUAACUGUAUAUUAUUAUGUAAGGACUGGAAGUUAUAAUUUGUAUGAGAUGGCGGAGGAUCCAUGAAUCUGUGUGACGCAUGCUAACAACACAUUCAUGCCUUUUAAGAUUUGAAAUUGCAUACAAAAAUUCUACAAGAGCUGGAGAGGAAAAACAAACUGUAUAAAGCAAACGGUACUUGUACAUAGAUUCUAUAUGAAGUAUUCGAAAUCUGAAAAAUAAUGGUUUUGUGUGGUCAUAAUAAGAAACAUCUAUAAUAUAACGUAAAACUUUCUUUUGGAGCAAUAAUAUGUCGGCUCCCUACUCAUUGGUAAAAUUCCAUGGUUACACAGUUUUGAGUGUAAUUCGGAGUCAUCCUGAACAAGCGUCGUAUUGGAAACUCCAGUGAAACCGACACCACAUAGCGGUAACUCCGAGAAGCUCAGGAGAGGAGGUCGUUUCGACUUUGUCGUCUGCUAUCGCUGCAUAGUUCCCGUAGGCAGCAUAGAAACAAACAUUGUUUUCAGUAAUUAUUUUUAUGCUUCCGCCAUGUCAUUUCUACGCAGUGACUAGAAAAGGGUUUCUACGGUCGAAAAAUCGCUUUGCUUUCAUAUGUAACACCGAUUCUACGCUGCAGUGAAAGAAAUAUAUGGCGGUCCAUGUGCUGAACGACGAAAACGACCUUCUUUCGUCCACUGUUUUGCCUGACCAGUGCGCCCUUUAUAGUUUGCUGGAGUCGCGAAUAGAGCCCAAGGACCUGUCAUAUCACUUUUAAAAUUUCUCGUCAAUGUCUGCGUUUUCGCUUUUAAGCUUGCUGACCACCCUUCAACCUGGCUGACUGGCUGAGCUGCAGAAAUCUUUUACAUUAUUAUCAUUCUCGUACAACUUCAAAGAUGCUGAUAUUAAGUUAGAAAUACUAUAAACAGCCCUGCUGACUCCGAGCUAAAUCCUGGUUUUGGUUAUUGUGAAUUCUCAGCUUUGUAUGCAAUUCCUGCUAAAACAACAAUCACGAGAAUGAUAAUAUUGUAAGAGAUUUCUGCAGCUCAGCCAAGUUGAAAGUUGGAUCGCAUGCAGAGUAUCGAAAACGCUGACAUUGACGAGAAAUUUUACAGGUGAUAUGACAGGUCCUUUGACUCUAUACGACGCUUGUUCAGGGCGACUCUGAAAUUACAUUCACAACUGUGUAACCACGGAAUUGGUCGAAAUUAGCAAUCACUAGGAAACCGAAGGAAUACCGUUCCCAUGAUUUCUCGAGUGCAAGUCGGGGCACUUGGGGGAUUUAACAAAUGGUCUUUUGAGCACAGCAGAAUCUAGCCCAACUUGUCUUGUGUUAGGCUGGUGCUAUCAUCUAGAAUCAAAGGAAUGUUGAAACCUGCAGUCAUUGGUCUUUCAUCCGAGCUAUUGUCAGGCUAUUUCUAGUUGUAUUGGUACUCAGAUUGGGAUAUCAGCAUGAAACAAAACAUGAUAUAGAUGAUUGCCUUUCUACUGUGUAGACUAGUAUGUAAGAGAAAAAGGAACCUCAUAGUGAACUUAAAUAGAAUGCAAGUCUAUCCCACAAGUGUUGCUAAGCUCUUUUCCACUUGUCAUGGAGUUAUCCUAUUUAUUUGAACCUGAUGUGACGAUUUUAUGAACAGAACCCUAUACAUAUGGUUCCGUGUUUUCUGUGUUUAUUUUUUUCUCGAAUUUGGGGUAAUUUUUUUUUUUUUCAGGGUUUAAUUUUUUCCUUUGGUUUGGUGUUUUUUGUGUAAAUUGGUUAUGACUUAAACCAAUUUACACAAAAAACACUGAAUCUGUAAGAAGAUAUUAACUCGUAAAAAAAAAAAGUUAACUCCGAAAACACAGAAUCCUAUUUAUACAGAUCUGCUUUCAACAGCCUGUCAUUCCGAUUUAUGAAAUGAGGCUUGCGAAUAAUAAAGCACAAAUCGCAUCUGUUCCUAAGAUAUCUAACUGGGAUUUUGGGUAUUGUAAUUUACGGUCUAGAAGGCGCACCUUUAUAUAAGGUGCACUUGUAUAUUUGUACGCCAGGCGCGGCGCAACUGCAUUGAUAAGCUCGCAUCUAGAUAUUGUGAUUAUGACAUAUGCAUAUAUGCAGAAGUGGAAACCAGUUUCAAUAUUCUUGCAAAUGAAUCGAACAAAGAAUAUAACCCCUGUGGUAAACUUGUACAAUUACGUCCCAUGCUUAUAGAAGAAAACACAAGUAACACCACUGUAUAAAAUACCCUGCCGGAAAUUUUGUAAAAAGAAAUGUGACCUAUACACCGGAAACUAACUAUGGUAGUAUAUCAACAUCAUGCUCACUAUUCCAGUACAGGCCUUUGUUCUGAGUUUCAAGUGCUGUCUGUUCCCUUUUAUUUCAUCAUAUUCUUUGGUCAACCACCAUGAUUGGCUCCCUGCAUGCGAUCUGAGAAAGCAAGCAUGCAAGCCUUGUUCAUACAAAAAGAAA